This is a messenger RNA of Bufo bufo (common toad), 1205 nucleotides long. It is a transcript of the gene AQP10, whose product is annotated as aquaporin 10. Gene Ontology annotation, cellular component: basolateral plasma membrane; plasma membrane. The transcript has 7 exons. Gene Ontology annotation, biological process: glycerol transmembrane transport; water transport. The record is from RefSeq and is a predicted model, not a curated record. Lineage: Eukaryota; Metazoa; Chordata; Amphibia; Anura; Bufonidae. The coding region runs from base 120 to 1037 and encodes 305 amino acids. Gene Ontology annotation, molecular function: water channel activity; glycerol channel activity; urea transmembrane transporter activity.
GACGUUGGAUGGAUGAUUCAUGUAAAGGCAGCUUUAGAGCAGAAAAAAGCAAAAAGGGACCUUUAUAAGGAGACGGCUCCCCUCCUGCCCCUCACUCCUCUCAACUAUUCCAAAGGAAUAUGGCGUCCUGGCAUCUCCGGGAGCGAGCUGAGAAAUAUCUGAGACUCAGGAGCGUCCUCCUCCGGGAAUGUCUGGCCGAAUUUCUGGGGGUCUUUGUGCUGCUUUUCAUCACCACCGCCGCUGUGGCUCAGGGGGUCACCAGCUCCGAAACCAAAGGCAACUUCUUCUGUAUGUACCUGGCCGGAGCCAUCGCGGUCGUCAUAGCCAUCUACGUGUCCGGAGGGGUGUCAGGUGGACAUCUGAACCCGGCCUACUCCCUCAGCCUGUGCAUGCUCGGCCGCUUCCCGUGGUGGAAACUGCCCCUGUACUGUCUCAUCCAAAUGGUGGCAUCAUUUACUGGGGCAGCGGCAACGUAUGCUCUAUACUAUGACGCCAUUCAACAUUACACUAAUGGUAACCUGACCGUGUAUGGACCCAGAGAGACGGCUUCCAUAUUUUCAACGUAUCCAGCCCCAUAUCUAAGCAUUAGCAAUGGUUUUUUGGAUCAGGUGAUGGGAACGGCCAUGUUGAUGAUUGGUAUCCUGGCCAUUUGUGAUUCUAAAAACAAACCCGUCCCUAAAGGACUAGAACCAGUUGUGGUUGGCAUGUUGGUGUUUUCUAUUGGUUUGUCAAUGGGAGCCAACUGCGGAUUCCCAAUCAACCCAAGCCGAGACCUGGGACCACGGAUCUUCACGUAUGUGGCAGGAUGGGGAGCAGAUGUAUUCAGAGCUGGUAACAAUUGGUGGUGGGUCCCCGUGGUGGCGCCAUGUGUUGGGGGAGUUCUUGGCUCUGUUAUCUACCUGCUUUUAGUGGAGAUCCAUCAUCCUGUGGAAGACAUCAAGAACCAGGAGGUUGUGAGGGAUGUCCCACCAGAGAAGUGGAAAGAAAUUCCAGUUUUCACCAUUAACACGGACAAUUCUCUGUCACACCGCUUAUAAAUCUUUGAUGGUCUGGGACAGUGAAAAGGUUUACUAUAAAUUCCCAGGUGGUCUAGGCCAGUGAAGAGUUACUUUUAAUUUCCAUAGUAGACUGUAUUAAUUAAAAAGUUAAUUGUAACUUCCCUGGUGCUCUAGGGUAGGUAAAGGAAUUAUUCCCUGGCGGUCUAG